Penicillium soppii is the source of this 2178-nucleotide messenger RNA. RefSeq lists its product as uncharacterized. Lineage: Eukaryota; Fungi; Ascomycota; Eurotiomycetes; Eurotiales; Aspergillaceae. The record is from RefSeq and is a predicted model, not a curated record. The transcript is spliced from 4 exons. The coding region runs from base 1 to 2178 and encodes 725 amino acids. Gene Ontology annotation, cellular component: Ino80 complex.
AUGGCCGACAUCGAAAAUAGCAUGAUGGAUGAGUCCUUUGCGGUCUCCGAAGCUGCGGACGAUGGAUCUGGCAUGACCGCCAGCGCGACGGUCGGUACAAGGCGGCAAGCCAACGGUACAAUUGGUUCUGUCUAUUCGGGCAACAAGAUUCGGCACCUGAAGAAAGAGGAUGGCAUACCUCUCUGGCGCAAAGAUAUCCAAUACCAAUUCCUUAAGUUGGUCUUUGAAGACAAAACGCCCGUUUUCACGCGGUGGCCUGAUGGACAAAAGGGACUGGACUUUGCGGAUGUCUAUAUCGAUGCAAUGGCCCGGAGCAGUAAGACCAGCAAGAUCCUCAAGGAUAAGCUGCAAAGCGACAAGCCUGCGGCCAUCAACAUGGCGAUGGUCUGCUUGCUGGUCAAUUUCGGUCGCAUGAACACCACUCUGAAUUUCUUCCCUGAAAUGCGCGCUCAACUACGAACCUACCACUCCAUCCCCUCACUACAAGCGCGCCAGGACUCCAACGCCUACAAGCAGCUCCAGGACGCCCCGCGCCUCAAGUCGAUUCUCAAGGGCGCUUCGGAAGAUUAUGAACAGCCGAAUACCCUGGAAAAGAUCAAGCGACUGAGUAUACCUCGCACCAACCCGGUGAACCUGAUAUUCGUUCUGGCGCAGUACGCCCCCAAAGUGUCCGAAACACAUUUCUUCCCCCCACGAGACUUCUUCGACCUUGUCAUGCGAUCUACGCUUAGUAGUCAAAGUCGCGCCAGGGCAUUCCUCUGGUUGAUGUGGUGGUAUCUAGAGAGUGAUUUCAGCCGUGAGGCUGCUCUGAACAAUCCGUUCGGCGCGGGUAUGGAGGGCGAGGGCUCUGAGGGACUACCUCUCAAAGUACCUGUCUUUGAUAUUUUAACCGAUGAACAAGCCAACGAGGAGAAUCAGGAUACGCCCGAGGAACAGGAGUAUGGGGAAUCAAAGAGACUGGAACGCAAGCGCAUUCUGGAAGAAGAGGAGCCACUACCGCGCAUUCCUAAGCGUCCUAAAAAAGAAUAUGGGUUUGACGAAGAUUCAUUCGCCGGCGACUACUCGGGUAUGGGAGGUCAUGGCUCUGCUAUGUCCACUCCUCUGCACCCCUCUGCCAAGCGAAGUCUCGAUGAUGACGAGGAUGAGCAGACUCCUGGCUAUUCACGUCCCCGCCCUAAGCAGGCCAAGCGGGAAUCUUCAAUCAAUCAAGCAAUGGGCCACCAACGCCUCAUCUUGAAAACCAGAAUGGAGCACACACCCGAUGCUUCUCCCGCGCCCCAGAGCCACCCCAACCAAGUACUAAAUCGCUUCAUUACUGAACCGUCGCUUUCCACGGCACCUGGUCGCCGACCACGACCCCUUACACAACAUCAGAUUGCCGUUGAGCAAAACCGACGACAAAGAAUCGACUAUCUACUUGCCAAGCGGAAAUCCAAUGCAUACCGUGUUCUCCGUGCGAAACGAGAGAGUGAGAUUCCUUUCGGACGCUACGGUCGCCUGCUCCAGGGUCUGCCCGAAGGGUAUGAUACAGAUGAUGAAGAAGUCUCAUGGGGAAAGGGCGGCCUCUUCCCAAACCCAGAGGAAGAAGACGACUUUGGUGAAUGCGCCAGUGUCUACCUCUCCGUAGUACGAAAAGCUGCACGCCGACUCGACCGGUGGGACUACGAGGAAGCCAACGGGCCUAAGAAAGAUCGCAAACUCGAGCGCGAAGAACGUUACCAAGCCAAAGCAGCCCUGGAAGCCAAUCUGCGCAACUCCAACAAUCGAUCCCGCCCUCGUGCUCGUCCUAAUGCCGCCAAGCGCAAGUCCACCGGUGUCACAGGGACCCCUGGCACAGGAAAGAAACCCGCAGCAUCUCGUGCGAAGAGCGCUCGCCCCGACGGCUUGGGCGCAUCAGCGGUAGGUACGCCGAGCUGGUAUCCCGAGCACGGACCCGAUGAUUACAUGGAGGGAGAGCUUGACGAUCUCGAUCGUGAACUUCUUGGCGAAGGAUCUGGUGAUGAGGAUGAUGGCGGUGCUCCUCGAGUUGACGAGGAAUUCUCCGAUGACGACGAAGACGACGAUGAUAAUUCGUCUGACGAAGGUGCCAAUGGUUACGCACGACAUGAGCCUUCGUCCCCUCCCCCACGGCCAAUUGAACCACGGGAAGGUUAUGCAGACGACGCGAUGGAAGAUUAA